UACAUUUUACGCGUAGCACUUGAAGGCAACAUUAUCAACAGCGUCUCUGAGGUUCCCUCAUCAAAUGGGUGUGGGCGAAAUGCGCAUGUGCGUGGCUGAGCUCUAUCGGAAGCAAAGUCGGGCUUAUCCAAAGGAUCCACAUCAAAAACCGAAAAUAAAAGAGUCAUGUCAGGAUUUCUGGACGGAAUCCGGUGCGGAGACUGUGAGUGCAAUGUGGACUGGGGAGAGAGACGAAACACCAUCGCUUCUGUUGCUGCUGGAGUCCUGUUCUUCACUGGUUGGUGGAUCAUCAUCGACGCUGCAGUGAAAUACCCCGGGCAGGGAGAGUUUCAUCAUGCCUACCAUACGUGUGGGGUCAUAGCUACGGUGGCGUUUCUCAUGAUAAAUGCUGUUUCCAAUGGCCAAGUGAGAGGAGACAGCUACAGCGAAGGCUGCAUGGGACAGACAGGCGCUAGAGUGUGGCUCUUCAUUGGCUUCAUGCUGGCUUUUGGCUCCCUCAUUGCCUCCAUGUGGAUCCUGUUUGGAGGAUUCGUCGUGCCUCAGAAACCUGUGGUCUACCCUGGUAUCGCCAUCUUCUUCCAAAAUGCAUUCAUUUUCUUUGGGGGUUUGGUCUUCAAGUUCGGGCGUACAGAGGAUCUCUGGCAGUAAUGAACUCCGUGUCUCUACAUGUCUAUGGUUAUACACCCUGCUUUCUGUAAUUAUACGAGACAAUAUACUUCUGUGUCUAUUCACUUUAUACAUAUAACUUUCUUAGCUUUCAGGUGAACAUGUUUAAUUUAUAUAAUUUGCUGUAUAGGAGCUAAAUCAUUACUAAGCACAAAUUUCCAUAGAGCUUGGGAAAGUUUGAAUAUUCUGACUCAGGCUGCGUUGCCACGUUGUUAACAUGGUUUACAACUUGUGUUGUGUACAACAAAAAGUGUGUACCCUGCUACCCUGAACUGUCCACAUUUCAUUUUCGGUAGACUUGUUUGUAUAACAUCCUUCAUUUUAAACCAUCUUGGGUGGAAAGUUUGUAAUUAUAUAUAAUGGUACAAAAUAUUAUCGACAGCAAUCUUUCAUAAUUUACACGCAUUUACUGAAUGUAACCAUAUGGGGUUGUUGGUAUUUUUCCUGAAAUAACACUGCAUCGGCUCUGAAAUUUGCAGUAAUAAAGUUUUAUUAUUGAAAUUUAAGUAGCCCACACUGCUGACCAGAAGUCAACAAAGGAGGAGAGGAGAUUUGUAUCUUAAAUGCAACAAUUAUUCAUUUUACUUGUUUAUCACCCAAUUCAGCACUGACAGCAUUAAACACACAUAACAGUAAA
Mugil cephalus (flathead mullet) is the source of this 1303-nucleotide messenger RNA. RefSeq names its product transmembrane protein 50A (gene tmem50a). The transcript has 7 exons. The record is from RefSeq and is a predicted model, not a curated record. The coding region runs from base 166 to 648 and encodes 160 amino acids. Gene Ontology annotation, biological process: protein targeting to vacuole; late endosome to vacuole transport via multivesicular body sorting pathway. Lineage: Eukaryota; Metazoa; Chordata; Actinopteri; Mugiliformes; Mugilidae.